AUGGAUGAAACAAUCUUAUCAAAAUAAAAUAACUUCCCUGGUUCUUAUAUUAAGUAAGAUUUAAAGGAAGCUGAUGAAGAACAUAGAAAUCAUAAAGAAUUAAAAGAUAAGAAAUAUGGCUUUUAUUUUUUAUUGUUUUAAGGAUUAGUUUAUUUGAUUACAAUAAUUAGUUUUGGAUUUGGGAAUCCAGAUUAAUUAGGAAAACCCUAUGAUUCAGAUUGUAUUCUAAUACACUUUAUAAGUUAAUAGAGAAUGUGUGUGGAGUUGAUGUAGGGUUAGAAUAAUAUAAAUUUAUAUACUUUACAAAUCCAACAAAUUAGAAGCAUUUAGACAGAACAGUAUGUGUAAAGGAAUGUCCAAUUUUGACAGUAGAUAAUGAUGAUGAUGGUUCUAUAUUUAUUUAUACUUUAGAAUCAUUGCAAUUGUAAUGUUAUCCAAAUAAGGCUAUAAAUUCAUGCAGAAAUAGACCAUCUAUUGAUGAUCCAAAUUUUUCAAUGAUUUAUUAUGAUUCAGUACCAUUUAUAGAUGUUUGCCUUCCAAAGAAAUCUACUUAUUUCAAUAAUAUUCAAGAUGGAUUAAAAUAAUCAGGUAUUAUAAGCUUUUUAUCUGAUAUGAGUAAUGGAAGAGUAAUUAUACUUGCUAGUUUAGCAUUAUGUUUAUUACUAAAGUAAGACAUUAAAUAAUUAAUAAAUCUAGUUAAUUAUUCUAUUUUUUGAUGAUCAAAGUAUAAAAGACAGCCAUUUGGGUGAUUUCAAUAAUAUCAAUAUUUGGUCUAUUUUUAUCUGGGUUAUUGGGUUUGUUUUAUUAUUUAAAACAAUCUUAAUAUUCUGAGCCAUUGAUAACUACAACUAAAUUAACAAAAGACUAAGCUAUAGGUAUGAUUUAAGUAUACGAAUCCAAUAUAACUAUUAUUCUAAUUUCAAGUGUAUUUUUCCUUUUAUUUGGUGUUUAUUUAUUAAUAGAUUUAAUAUUAAAUCGUAAAACAUAUAAAACUAUGGGUAUUAAGAUAUAAAUAGUCAAUUAUUUUUUUGACUUUUCAUCAUCAGGAAUUCAAUAAUAAGAAGGAUAACCAUCAAGAUUCAGAGAAAUUUUAAUAUUAUUAAUGGGUAGUGCAGGUUGUUUAUUGAUUUUCUGUGCAUUAUGGGUAUGGAUGGCAACGUAAUAUAAAUUUAUAAUAUUUUAAUAGUAAUUUAUUUUCAAUAGGAAAAGCAGUAUAAGGAUAUUAUGCUUUUAAUACUUAUUAGUUGAAUUGGACAACUUAUAUUAUGGGAUUUAUUCAUAUUUUUGAAUUGGUAGUAGUUACUUUAGCAAUUAUAGGUAGUGAAUAAAUGUUAUUGAUUGGAAAAGUUGUUGAAGUUUAUAAACAUAUGGGAAUAUAGAGAUAGAAAAUAGAUAGUCAUGAUCCAGAAUUAUCAUUAAUGGAUAUAUUAGAAAUUUAUGCUUUAAAUAAUUUUGGAUCAGUUGUUUUUGGAGAAUUAAUCAUAUUUUUAUUGAUGAUUCCAAGAUUAUUUAUAAAGAUUUAUGUAUGGAUAAGAUAAAAAAAGGAUUCUCAUUAUUAAAUACCAUCUAGAUUAUAAUAGAUAUUGUGCAUAAAUGAUAGAGCAUAUUUAUUGGCAUAUUUAAGAAAUGAUGAAUUCUUAUUGAGUGCUAAAUCUCAAUAUGUUUUUGAUUAAAAAUUGAAAGAAACAACAAAUGUAUAAUAUCAUGGUGAAUAAUUAACAGUCACUUAUUGUUUUGCUGUAGCUAAUUUAUGUGUAUCAUUAACUUACAUAUUAAUUAUUACUACAAGUUCAAAAAUAGGAAUUCAUUAACCAGUAUAUUUUCUUUUGGUUUCAUUUAUCUUUUCUUAUUUCGUAAUUAUAGAUUCAAAUUUGCUUAGAUAUCUGUGAUGUUUUCAACAGUCUAUGGAGCGACAAUUGAUAAUUUGACUAUCUUAUUAUACAGAGACACUACAGCUGAUGGUUAAAUAGUUGGAACAUGUGUAAGAAAUGUAGUAAGAUUAAUGAAAGAACCAGAAUUGAAUGAAUAGACUCAUUAAAAUAAUGGAUAAUAAGAUUGA
This is a messenger RNA of Paramecium primaurelia, 2059 nucleotides long. The record is from the annotation of a GenBank genome assembly. NCBI's taxonomy places the organism in Eukaryota, Ciliophora, Oligohymenophorea, Peniculida, Parameciidae.